ACAACGACAGCGGCGCCCACACAAACACGCACAAGAGCUCAUUAUUCUGGCAUUUGACACAGAAAAGACGGGGAAACAAACUCUUGAAAAGUCCCGAACCCUAAGUUCGUUCCGUCGUCACUUCUGACUCGUCGGACGGUUGCGGUUUUCCCCCGGUGCGCCGCCGCCGCCGCCGCCGCCGCCGCUGCUGCUGCUGCUCUCUUGGUUGUAACCCGGGUGCGGCGGCUAACCGAGGCUAACCGGGGCUAACCCUCCAGGACCAGGACGCUUCUCCCGGGAACACUUUUUUCUUUAGCCGCGUCCUGAUUCUGUUGCGGGGUCGUUAUUUGAGCAGCAGCCGCACCCUCACCUCCCCUCCGUGGAGGACACAAGAGCACCGGUCACCGGGGCGGUGGAGGCAUGACUGCGUUAGCGGGGUCAAUACCCAGGAUGAUGCGACCCACGCUGGCUCAGAACUACCCCCGCAGCGGCUUCCCACUGGAAGUGUCCACUCCGUUGGGUCAAGGCCGAGUCAACCAGCUCGGAGGAGUCUUCAUCAAUGGCAGACCUUUACCCAACCACAUCCGGCACAAGAUCGUGGAGAUGGCUCAUCACGGCAUCAGGCCCUGUGUCAUCUCCCGACAGCUUCGUGUCUCCCACGGCUGCGUGUCCAAAAUCCUGUGCCGGUACCAGGAGACGGGCUCCAUCAGACCCGGGGCCAUAGGAGGCAGCAAACCCAAGCAGGGAACAACACCGGACGUGGACAAGAGAAUUGAAGAGUACAAGCGGGAAAACCCGGGUAUGUUUAGCUGGGAGAUUCGAGAUAAGUUACUGAAGGAUGGAAUAUGUGACCGCAACAACGUGCCUUCAGUGAGCUCCAUCAGCCGCAUCAUGCGGAGUAAGUUCGGGGUGAGAGGCGACGAUGAAGAGGACGAGGACGAGAUCGAGAAAAAGGAGCUGGAGGAGAACGAGCGCAGGGCCAAACACAGCAUUGAAGGCAUCCUGGGAGACAGAUCGAGUCACUCAGACGAGGGCUCAGACGUGGAGUCGGAGCCUGAUCUGCCGCUGAAGAGGAAGCAGCGGCGCAGUCGCACCACCUUCACAGCCGAGCAGCUGGAGGAGCUGGAGAGAGCCUUCGAGAGAACUCACUACCCCGACAUCUACACCAGGGAGGAGCUCGCCCAGAGAGCCAAGCUCACAGAGGCCAGAGUGCAGGUGUGGUUCAGCAACAGGCGUGCGAGAUGGAGGAAGCAGGCAGGAGCCAAUCAGCUGAUGGCAUUUAAUCACCUGAUCCCAGGGGGUUUCCCACCUUCAGCCAUGUCCAGCAUCCCUCCCUACCAGCUCUCUGACAGCACCUACCCCCCCUCAUCUAUAGCACAAGUGUCCGAGCCUCCCAGCACGGUGCACCGGCCCCAGCCCCUGCCUCCCUCCUCAGGCCACCAGGCCUCUGGUGCCGGGGGACAGGGUGAAGCAGGCUCUGCCUACUGCCUCGCCUCUGGACGCCACUCCUUCUCUGGAUACUCGGACAGCUUUGUGAGCCCCGGAGGACCGUCCAAUCCCAUGAACCCAGCCAUAGGAAAUGGCCUCUCCCCACAGGUGAUGGGUCUGCUGAACCCCGGCGGUGUUCCGCAUCAGCCCCAAAGCGACUACGCCAUCUCACCUCUGACGGGCGGCCUGGAGCCCCCCGCUGGCAUGGCGACCAGUUGCAGCCAGCGCAUGGAUCACAUCAAAGGCCUGGAGGGUCUGACCAGUGUUCCCUCCAUGUCGGCUCUGCCCUCCCUGCCCAGCUCCCAAUCCUACUGCCCCCCCUCCUACAGCUCACCAGGCUACACUGUUGACCAUGUGGCGUCCUACCAGUACGGCCAGUACGGACAAAGUAAGGUGCCCUUCCUUAUCUGAGGCCUGAAAUCACCUGAUCACAAGCUGCACACAGAUCUGUGUGUACGGCGAUGGACGUCUUUUAAUAUCCGGACCAAAUCUUUUUUCUUUCUUUUUUUUUUUUUUGAACUACCAUUUACCAGGACCAUGUUUCUCCACCGCAGAACUUAACAUGAUUAAUUCCUGGUGGAGGCGGAAAAAAAAUUGACAAAAAAAUAAAGAGAGGAGAAAAAAAAAGAAGAAGAAGGGACCACAAGAAGGAAAUAUGAGACCAAAAACAGACUGGCAAACAUUUGCUGCAUCAGUAUAGUGGAUGAACAGCAGAGACGUCAGGGCUUCAUGUGGUUGCAUCAGUGGAGGCUGUGACCAAACACACGUCUGUGCAAAGACAACAAACGCAAUUCUCUUGUCAAAGGCUGCCGCCGGCCCGCUGCACAAACAUGUUUACAUGUGACAUUCUGUGUAUCGCCAACUUACUGCCGUCAACGUAUCUGUAUCGACUGCAGGGCAACAACACGCAAACAAAGACAUGAUCUUACUGUGAUUAUAUGAGAUCUUUAUGUCCCGACACACGCAGACAAAUGAAGAACAAGGAAACAAAAAAGCUCAUGUUUGGGUUUUAUUGUAUCAGGAAGUCUAAUGUACACCACAUCUGUACUGCAGAGUUCAUUCAAACAUCCUCCUCCUCCUCCUCCUCCCUCCUCCCUGUCUCCCAGUCUGUCCUUCUGUCUCAUUGAUGUUUUCGGACGGUGAGGCAAAGGAUCCUGACCCUUUUGUAGUUUUAGAGAGGAGGUCAGAGGGUGACUUUAGGGAAAGUGACAGAUGAGAGAGCUGUGGAAGACGUGGCUGUAAAGACGAAG
Molecule: messenger RNA, 2717 nt
Organism: Solea senegalensis (Senegalese sole)
Lineage: Eukaryota; Metazoa; Chordata; Actinopteri; Pleuronectiformes; Soleidae
Gene: pax3b
Product: paired box 3b
Exons: 9
Coding region: 400-1878 (492 amino acids)
Biological process (GO): anatomical structure development; regulation of transcription by RNA polymerase II
Molecular function (GO): RNA polymerase II cis-regulatory region sequence-specific DNA binding; DNA-binding transcription factor activity, RNA polymerase II-specific
Source: RefSeq, a predicted model, not a curated record